UGUCUGUCUUGCUCUUAAGGAGAUGCAGAGCAACUGGAUUGAGUUUGUUGAUGCACAUAAUGAUGAAGCAGCACACAUUGUCACCAAACAGGCAAGCUUGCUCAUUAGACACAUGAGCUUGGUAAUCCAGGUUGUGAGAAGGCAUGUCAGUAAGAGUGACAAUCCAAUCUACCGUAACGGACUUCUGGUUCUGAUAAAGCAAGCGGAAGGAUCCGCUGCUGAGGUGACAAGUUACGUCACUGAUAUCUAUUCUUAUACCAGUCUAAGCAAUGAGACUUUCUCAUUACUCUCUAAAAGUGUUUCAACAGCCUUAAAACACUUUGAUAUUCUACGUGAAGGACUUGAUGGUUUGCAGCAUCCACAUCUGCUCAGCCCACUGCGGGAGGGAGCUCGCCAGUCUGCCGGUGCUGUACCAUGUGCAAUGCCCAUUUCAGAGCAUGAAAGAUCAACUGAAGAUCAUUCCGAUAAAACAGAAUCGGAGUCUUCAGUGCAAAGUUCAACUAGUGAGGAAAUUCCAUGUCAGGUCAAAGCUGGUUUAGAGAAUCCGGCUGUUCAAACAAUAAUGGAGUAUGCUGUGCCAAACCCUGAAGAAGCAUGGAUUGCACCUGUCGUGGAAUCUAAAGCUGUCAUACAGCUCCAUAAUAUUGAUUUGUUGCCUCUCUUGUGUGAAGUUGUCUGCAUGACCAAAGGUAAAGAUGUAGAGGCUCUUAACAUGGCUUGCACUGGAGUACUAGGACUCUCAAACUGCUAUGCCCAAGCUACAAGAGAAGCCACCAGUGUCAUAGACACAGCUGAUAGUAAGGAAGUGGAAAAUCUGCGGUCCAAACUCGUGUCCUUGACACCCUUGCUUGUCCAGACAGCACAGGAAACAGCCAUGAGUUCAGCCAUGAGUGCAGAUAGCAUUUAUAAACACAGUACGGAAUUCUCUGACCUCAUCAAAAAUGCCCGUAAGAUAUUGCUGCCAGUGGCAGGGAUGUGGUACCAUGCUGUUUGCUCCAUGUUCCAAAACUAUGUACCCAAUCAGUUGGAGACCAUCACACAGGAACUUACGGAGGUCAUGUGUUUAUGCGCAGAUGCUGUGCAACUUGUGACAUCUUCGGAUAUAAAGGUGAUGGGAGAGUGUCAUGAGAGUAUAAUGUCUUUGCAGAGCAAGCUCCAAAAAGCCCAAACCAACACCAAGAAUCUAACAGAUAUAGCGGGUUCAAAACCAACUCAAAAUGAUGAACUUGAUGGUCUCUGCAUGCUUUGGGCCUUGUCUGUCCAAGUAGUUUUGAACUCAUUAGAUAAGAUUGUGGGAACAGCAACAACUGAUGGUAAGGGGCACACAGUCACACAUCAAAUGACACCCAAAAAAUGGUUGUCAGUAAUAUCUGAGAACUCACUUCGUAUACAAGAAGCUGCAAGACUGUCUUCUCUGAACUGUCGAGAUAGCUAUAAAGUUAAACUAAUAGGAGAACUACAAGAUGACGUGAAGACACUUACGGACUCCUACCUACAGGCUGCUGAAGAAGUUGGUACAGUGUCCCUCUCAAGUGUCCUGAUGCUGGCAAAGUCAGAGCUGCUUCAGAGACAGCUUCAGAUUAAAAUGAAAGCACUCUCUUGUCUUCUGAGCAAAGUUAACAAAGAUUAUGUGACGGCCAUUCAAAACACUAUUGCUUUGGCAUGCUCUGUCCAAACAAAUGAUAGAGACAUGGAAACUGAAGAUACUCUGGUACAGUUUGAAAGUGCUGCCGAACUGCUUAUGCAGAAUGUUAAAAGCGCCACAGAGUCCAUUCAGGACUGUUUCAAUUUCAUUAGAGACCCAAAGGAAAGGUCCAAUCUAAGAUUCAUUAAUGACCACUUGACAUUUCAAAUGUCAGACAUUGUGAGUAGAGCCAGACUAAUAGCAGAGACACAAACUCUUGGAGACACUCUCACCCUUGAUAUCCAGUCACAGUGCUGGUCAGCAAAGGCACAUUACCUCGUUGAAGAAAUCUGUAAAGUAGAUGGAAUUCUUGCAGUCACAAAGGAACAGAUCAAGUGUAGCUUGCAGGGCAAAGAGUCUAGUACAUUAGUCAUGUCCCAGACACCAGGUUUCACAAAAAAAGCAACAUUAAAUCCUCUAUCUACAAAUAAUCAAGGUCCUACUAAAAGCAAACCAAGUGUCCAAGAUGUGUCCAAUCAGGAACCAAAUAAGGUAAAAAAAGAAUGUUGAUGAAACAUGUUAAAGUUGAAGAAUGGACAACAUUAUAGAUCUAGCAUUAUAAACUAUUUAUCUACCUCAGGAAGAGACAUCCAAGAGGAGCCCAAGAGGUCCUGUGUUUAACGUAGUAGAUACGACCCUCUCUUACACUUCUCUCUUUCUGAAACGGGAAACUGAGAAGUGGGAUGAUCAGGGUAACCAGAUUGUCAAGGUGACAAAGGAAAUGGCAGAUAAACUCUAUCACAUGGCCCAGUACCUGAAGAAGAAAGGGCCAAUCCAGGUCAGAAGCUUCUCAAGUUUUCUUCUGUAUAAAGUUAAUGUUCCCAUACUGACACUUGCUUGUUUCACCUGUAGACCAAAGAUGCUUUUGUAACAUCUGCGAAAGAUCUGGUCUCAAGCGGCCAGUCGAUCACCCAGUUUGUGCGUGUCAUAGCAGACCACUGUCUGGACAAGCAUUGUACUGAGGAGCUUUUUGUCAUUGCAGAGCAGAUCCUUACCAUUUCCAACCAACUUACCAUCAUCUCAAGGUGAGACGAUCAACAGUUCAUCUCCCUGACUUGCAACAAUUCUGAUUGUCUCUCUUGUAGCAUCUAAAAGUUACUUUCUUCCUUAAAUCCCUGACACAUUCAAUCAUGUGCAAACAACAUUUCCUGUAAAUUAAACAUGCAAAAAUCUCAUGUGACCCAAGGGGUGCAUGGUGUCUCUACAGUGUUAAUGCAGUUACUCCUGGGUGCAAAUCAUCAGAUGAGAUCCUGGUGAAGAAUGCACAGAAUCUACUCCAGUCAGUUAUCCAAGGAGUACGAGCUGCAGAGACUGCCUGCAUCAGGGGUUUGAAACAGCCUGAGCCAAACUCGGAAGCAGCGAAGGCAGCAGCGUUCUGUUUCCAGUGGAAAAAGGGUUUCCUUAUUCACCGAGCUCAAGAACAGCUUAACCCCGAAACUGAUGAUUUGGGUCUACGUAGGACCGCCCAGCAUUCAGCGGCGCCCA
Carassius auratus (goldfish) is the source of this 3169-nucleotide messenger RNA. RefSeq lists its product as uncharacterized. Gene Ontology annotation, molecular function: actin filament binding; beta-catenin binding. Gene Ontology annotation, cellular component: catenin complex; adherens junction. The record is from RefSeq and is a predicted model, not a curated record. NCBI's taxonomy places the organism in Eukaryota, Metazoa, Chordata, Actinopteri, Cypriniformes, Cyprinidae. Gene Ontology annotation, biological process: cell migration; cell-cell adhesion. Bases 23 to 2194 code for a protein of 723 amino acids. The transcript is spliced from 2 exons.